Clarias gariepinus (North African catfish) is the source of this 4057-nucleotide messenger RNA. RefSeq names its product pellino E3 ubiquitin protein ligase 1a (gene peli1a). Lineage: Eukaryota; Metazoa; Chordata; Actinopteri; Siluriformes; Clariidae. Bases 318 to 1616 code for a protein of 432 amino acids. The record is from RefSeq and is a predicted model, not a curated record. Gene Ontology annotation, biological process: protein K48-linked ubiquitination; regulation of Toll signaling pathway. Gene Ontology annotation, molecular function: protein binding; ubiquitin protein ligase activity. The transcript is spliced from 7 exons.
GUGUCCGUCCAAGUCGGUGCGCGCGCGCCUGUUUCGGGACAGACAGUCGCGCGCUGGUUUGUGAGGAGAGAGAGAGAGGACAGAGACAAAGAGAGAGAGAGGACAGAGACAGAGAGGAGAUCCAGCUGUGAGGAGACAGGUAACCCGUUCCCUGCGCUUCACUCUCCUCUGCCUGGAGCUCGAACCCGAACAGCACGGAGCAGCGCGCGCGGCGACCGAGCGCGCGCGUGAAACGCAGCCGCGGCGCGUGCCACUUCAGUGCAAUGUGAUGAGUCGUGACUUCCCACUGAUGAGGACACACUGACACAGAGGGAGAGAUGCUGAACUUAGAGGAAGAGCCCAUCAAAUACGGCGAGCUCAUCGUCCUCGGGUGCAAUGGCUCAUUCCCAGGAGGAAACCGAGGCAGGAGGAAGAGUUGCUUCAGUCUCUACAGGCGAGUCACAGCUAAUGGAGUCAAACCUGGAACUGUACACAUCGCAUGCAGCCCAGAGGCAGCCAAGAUGAUCAGUAAGAACAGUCAGCACAGUGUGUCGUACACGCUUUCAGACGCAGAGACGGUGGUGGUGGAGUACACAGACGACAAUGAGACAGAUAUGUUUCAGAUCGGUAGAUGCACCGAGAGCCCUAUCGACAUUGUGGUGGCGAACCCAGCCGGCUGUAGUCAUGGUAACGGACUCUCAGGCUCCUACCAGAGCACCAUCUCCCGCUUCGCCUGUCGGAUUGUGUGUGAGCGGUCUCCGCCCUACACCGCCCGAGUGUAUGCUGCCGGCUUCGACUGCUCCAGGAACAUCUUUCUCGGGGAGAAGGCGUCUAAGUGGCCUUCCUUCGGUGGCCAGAUGGACGGUUUGACGACUAACGGCGUUCUGGUGAUGCGGCCGAAGGGUGAAUUUAGCGGCUCUCCUGAGCCUGGUGUGUGGAGGGAGGUCUCCGUCUGUGGCAAUGUUUACACACUCCGAGUGACCAGAGCUGCUCAGAGCAAGGGCCAGCAGGUGAGCGAUGAGUCUCAGGUGCUGGUGGACGGCUCUCUGAUCGACCUGUGUGGCGUGACCCUGCUUUGGCGUUCGGGCGCCGCGCUCUCGUGCUCUCCCGGACCGGAGCACAUGGAGGCGCUGAGGGUGAAGCUGAACGCCGCGCGUCCACACUGUCCUGUCCUGCUGCACACUCUGGCCUUCCCCAGCCUGGAUGACGCCGAAUCCCAUCAGCCGCGGCAACCCUGGGCUUACCUUUGCUGCGGCCACGUGCACGGCUUCCACCCGUGGCGGGGCAGGGGGACCGCCAUCAAACAUGUGGAAGAGAAGGAGGAGAACGACGAGAACGUGAUGAAGGUCGGAAGGGAAGGAGACAAGGAGAGGGAGUGCCCUCUGUGUCGCGCACGAGGGCUGUACGUGCCGCUGACGCUGGGUCGCGAGUCGCGGCUGUGUGUGGACGCAGGGCCACCAUCCCAUGCAUUCGUGCCAUGCGGCCAUGUUUGCUCAGAGGCCACAGCAGCAUACUGGAGUAAAACGCCACUGCCGUGUGGUGCUAGUUCUUUUUACCCAGCUUGCCCCUUCUGCAUGAAGCAGCUAGCAUGUGACAAACACUACGUCAGGCUCAUCUUUCAGGGAGCGCCAGAUUGAGCAUCCAUGUACGCGUGUGUGUGUGUGUGUGUGUGUGUGAGUUUGGACAGCUUUCUUCACUGCCAGACUGACUGCUGCUCAAAUCUUAAUGGUAUUUCUGUCACUAGUCCUUUGGCGUUGUCUCAUUGGCCUUCCCAUGUUCCCUCACCCUCCUCACCAUGCGUCACCACACCUGAGUGUCUUGAAAGACGCUUGUGGGAACCCUGCCUCCACUUGUGUACUUAAACGCCUUUAGGACGUGAGAACUCUAUGACACGAAACAGCACUUUGCAUUCUAACAGUGCCUCGGCUGAACCUGGGAGUCUGUAUUGUUGGCACAAAUGAAUUGAAAUCAUUAUUUAUGUAUAAAUAUGAAUAAAAUCAGAGAACCGAGUGUUUAAUUGGGAGAGUCAAAAAAAAUAAAAAAUACAACUGACCAAUCCUAAGCCCCAGCCGGUGAAUCUUCUCAACAACCAGAGGCUAAUGUCGUCCAUACAAAAAGGUCCUGGAGGUUAGAAAAGGUUUAGUUUUGCUGUGAAAGAGUCCGCUAACCCCCAGUCUGGCUAGCUUAUUUAUUUAUGACAGCUUUUCGGUGUGACACUAGCCUUCGGUUUAUAAUACCUAGCUUUACAGUAUGAUUAGUGAGCUGGCUAACUGUUUACGUUGGCUAGCUUACUCCACAGAUUGCAAUGCUAGCUGGCUAAUCUUUCAGUCAGACUGUUGCUGCUUUCUCGCUAACGUUAAUUUCUUUUUUUUUAAUUACAAUUUAAUGCACAGCUAACAUUUUAAUCUCACAGCAAUUGUUCACUCAUACAGGACCCUUCUGUGAAUAACCUGUUUGUAUAUUGGGCAUGAAAAUUGUGUCCUGCUGGUAAAAUCCUUAAAGCUUUCCCGAGGCAAUUGUGGGUAGCAGCUUAGCUGUAGCUUAGCACUUAUUUCAAGUACAGCGGUACCUUGGCAUACAAACGCCCCGCCGUAAGAAUCUUUGGCUUCAGAAAUAAAAUUUAGCAAGAAAUUGUCGGCAUACGAGUGACCGAACCGAGCCAAGCCGCCUGCCAAGUUGCCAUACGUCCGAGAGCCUUGUGAUAGUGGAAAGCCAAGUGAAGCGAGUUUACAUAUUGUUUGUGGUAAAUAGCGCCAUGGGUGCCAAGAAUGUUAGCAGGGACGGUAGAAAAGGUAGCCGCUUUCAGUUUGGUUUUUUAAGCUGUUUAAGGUUACGUGAGGUUUAAUGUCUAUUUAUUCAUAUUUUACUUCAUUUACAUGUCUUUUCUAAAUGUUUUGAAUGUUUUUUUAGAUGGAAAAAUAUGAUUUUAGAGUUGGAAAUUGGUAAUAUUGGUAACAUUUUUGGCUGGCUGGAACGGAUAAUCUGCAUUUACAUUAUUUCCUAUCUGAAAAUGCGUUUCGCAAUACGAAAUAUAGCCUUAAGAACUCGCCUCCGGAACGUAUUAAAUUCAUAUGCCGAGGUACCACUGCAUAUGUACUGCAUAUGUACUUCACUUGAGUAUUAGUUUUAGUAGAGGGUCCUUUUAACUUUUACUCCACUCAAAAGUAGAGCUAAUAUCUGUACUUUUACUUAAUGCCAUAGCGAUACCCAUCCAUAUCAGUGUGUAGUAUUUAAAGUGGGAACUUCGCCACCUGCUGAAAGAUUAUAUUUACCUGCGUGACUUGCUUUUCCUUCCAGACACAUAUAAUAACAUAAAAGGUGUUUGAAAUCAGAAGCUGUUCGCAGGCAGUGAAGAAAACAGUAUGUUCACAAUCGGGGAAAGGAGAGAGAGAGAUUAUUUCACUAUGAAAAGGCUACUGUGAGCUAAAACAAACUCAAUACUUUUUUAUGUUUAAGUACAUUUGAAGGUGAGUACUUAUACUCAGGAACACAAGUAAAUAGAAGACGUCUACUUUUACUUGAGUAAUACUUGCCAUUGGGAAUCUCUACUUAUACUUGAGUACAGGAUUUGCUGCUGAGCCGCAAGUGGGGAGUUAAAGAAACAGACCGGGGCUUGUGAUUGGUCAAAUGUAAAAGUAAAAAAAGACAUUUCUCUCAGUUUGUCAGAAAUAUUAUUCAGCUUGAACCCAGUAAACACCUCGGUAUGCUUUCAGCACUACCUGAUCUAUUCAGGUAAAUACAAAAGCCCUAUGCAAAGAUUUGGACUGUUACCCUGAAACAUGGCCAACGAAGGACGUGUCUCAAAUGAACACUUUUUCAGAUCUUUAGUGGCACGUAUCUAAACCAUGCAAAAAUGUCAAGAGAACUGGUCAUUACACAUGUUAUUACUUCAUUACACUAUGUAGAAGGCUGUCUUGUCUCCUUCCUGCUUUAACAUUCUAUAAGUCUUUGGGGCCUGGGCCUCCAUUAUCCUCAUGGCUUGCAGUUAAAUUCUUCUCAUUGCAGUUUAACAUUGUUCAUUCCAGUGUACGGCAUGACUUUUGAUUUUUUUUGUGUUUUUUUUUAACGUUAUUAACCA